UCUGCGUAUAAGUGUACGACACUCGGUCUGGCGGACUCCGUGCAACUGCAUUGUCAGAGCGUGUCGCCAACCGAUGGCGUGGGGUAUAGCCGAUUUCUCAUUCAAUCAUUCUUGAAAUUAAAAUUAGUUGAAUGUCACCCCGGGCUGAAAAUCCUGGCUCCGCCCCUGGUCCCACCCACUUAUUUAUAUGGUGGUUAUGUAAAUAACGACGUCAAUGUUUAUCAAGGGCGCUGUCGUGUAAGGCCGUAAGCUUUCAAUUACAACAAUUUUUUUUUACCCCUGCUGUUAAUCGCGAUGCGAAUGAGCGCAAACUCACGCGUGUCCUGCGGCGUCAUGACUCAUCUAAUUGCCUCGCUAGCGAAUACAAGGGGGGCAGUCACGUGUGCUGACGCUGACGGACCAAUUAACUUAAUUGGGCGGAUCAAUUAAAGCCAGAAAAUGGGUGGAGGGAGGGGGGGUCAUCUCUGAUCCUAUUUUGCACGUUUAUUCGACCGACACAGCCAUCCAUCGCAAGCGGCAUAGCUGUACAUGGCCCACACCGAUAGCCAAACUGCAGCGAGCUCACACUUAUUGCGACACUUGUAGACACGAAAAAUGCAGUGGUGAAUGUUGUGUGUGUGUACCUGGAGAGUGUAGUCUGCAUAUUGUGAGUAUUUACAUACAAACACCCAUACAGUACAUAGGUCAGGUUCGUUGAACCAGGUGAGAACUCUAGACGUCUGGGCCGUCUCUUUUACAACGGCGACCUGGGAUAUAGGCGGCCUCGAGAGGGGCUCGCGAACAGCACUUGCCCCAACAGUCUGUGAAGAUACGACACCUGCAGCUUUGGUUUGUCGUGUCGGUGUGUCGUCUACACGCCACGCGGCGUGAGGAGUCAUCCGUCCAGCAGUGGAGUUACGAAGGGCCUGUACGACCAUGGAAGAAGGAUCUGCAGAACGACCCGAGAGGCACCUCGAGCAGGACUUUGAGAUUCUGAGACGCGCGUGCCUCGGCCGGGGAGAACUCUUCGAAGACGCCGCCUUCCCACUCGGUCCACAAGCACUGGGCUCCUUGGAUGCCGACGCAGAGAAUAUCCACUGGCUCAGACCGCAGGAGAUUUGCCCGACGCCGCGGUUCAUUGCUGAAGGGGCAACGACCACCGACAUCUGCCAGGGCGAGCUCUGGGACUGCUGGCUCCUGGCUGCGCUAUCCUCUCUCACGCUGUACCCCCGCCUCUUCGCCCACGUGGUGCCGGAGGGGCAGCACUUCGGAGCGUCUUACUGCGGCAUCUUCCGUUUCCGAUUCUGGCAGUACGGCCGCUGGGUGGAGGUGGUGGUGGACGAUCGGCUACCAACGCAGCACGGCAAACUCGUGUACGCGUCCUCCAGCGCCAGGCACGAGUUCUGGAGCGCCCUGCUCGAGAAGGCCUACGCCAAGGUGAACGGCUCCUACGCCGGCCUGCGGGCGGGCAAGAUCGUCGAGGCCAUGGAGGACUUCACGGGCGGCCUCGGCGAGUCACACCCCGUGAGCCCCGGCGAUUCGAGCCGCCUCUGGAGCGCCGUGCGCUCCGCCCUCGCCGCCAAAGCGCUCGUGGCGUGCUUCCUGAAGUCCAAAGACCCGGCACAGGUGGGUCGAGUGAACUCGGAGGGCCUGGUGAUGGGUCACGCGUACGCGGUGCUGGGUGUCGACUCGGUGACGGUGAACGGCAGCAGAGUUCGCCUGCUGAGGCUGCGGAACCCCUGGGGCUACCAGGAGUACAGCGGCUCCUGGAACGACUGUCAACCAAUCCUGCACGCUGCUGCCCUCUCGAUAAUUUCUUUGUUCGAAGCGUCGUGUUUAUUAAAUGAUGUUAAGCGCCUCGAUGAAAGUCGCCAUCUAAACAUAACGUCAGAAACAAUCCCCGCAAACUGCCCUCUCGUUGCCAAAGGCAAUCGUCGUUCGACUUUUUUUGACCGGUCGGUGGACCGAGAGGGUAAGCGACCAUCGGCGCACCAAAAGCGCUCGGUUGAGCCGCCUGCCUGGAGAGAUGAAAAAACAAAACAACACGACACGGAGCAGCGCUCGCCACGGCUGUCCCGAAAGAGGAGCAGGCGGCCCGUUGUUAAACAGAGCAUUGCUCACACUGCGAGCCGACACCAAACCCCACAAUCGGCACAUUGGUUGGCCGUGCCGCGCGGCCGCGGAUAUGCGUUACGGCACGGCGCUAGCCACGUGGUGGAGAUACGAGAAGGGUGCCCGUCGUUUGCCCUGCUCGCCGUGCUGUCUCGCCGCAGCUCCCCGGAGUGGAACGCGGUGUCCUGCGAAGAGAAGGAGAGGUUAAGGCUUCAACGAGAAGAUGACGGGGAGUUUUGGAUGUCCUGGUGCGACUUCGUGCACUGCUUCAGUAACGUGGAGAUCUGCAGCCUGAGCCCGCACGGAGGAGGCGCCACUGGGUGGGCCCUCGCCACGCACGAGGGCCGAUGGGUGCCCGGGUGCACCGCGGGGGGAUGUCGCAAGUUUGAGGGCACGUUUUGGACGAACCCACAGUUCCGUCUGACCCUGUGCGAGGAGGAUGACGACGACUCUGAUGAUGACGAGGAUGGGUUGGAGGACCAUGGCGACGUCACGUGCACGGUGGUGGUCGCGCUGAUGCAGAAAAACCGGCGCGUGCUCAAGCGCGGAGCACGCUCCACGUUCCUGCACAUCGGCUUUAGCAUCUACAGCGUGAGUUGGGGCUCUGCGCGUUCGCAAUGUGCACCCAGAAACGUGGGUGCACUGUUGUUUUACAUUAGCACGUUCACAACGUGCACCCAGAAACACGGUCGCGCUAUUAUUGCAUACAGCAGAUUCACAAUGUGCACCCAAAAACAUGGGUGGGCUACGAUUGUAUUGAGCACAUUCCCAAUAUGCGCACAGAAACAUGGGUGCACUGUCAAUGUAUAUAGCGCAUUGACAAUGUGUACACAUACACAUGGGUGCACUAUUGUACUGCAGUCCGUCCCGGGCCGCCUGCCCGGCACGUUCUUCGCGGCGGCACGACGCGUCCACGAGAGCCGCGCGUUUGCCAACGCGCGCGAGGUGACGGCGCGCCUCGUGCUGCCCCGGGGUGCCUACGUCCUCGUGCCCUCCACCUACCGGCCCGGCGAGCCCGGCGACUUCUUCCUGCGCACCUUCGCCAAGCGCGACAACCGCUCCUGGUGUAUGGAGGCGCCAGACUGCACCUUCGACCCAACGGUCGUGUUCGCGGCACCACCGGGACGUCACGGGGAACCCAUCGAGCACCUCUUCUCCACGUUCACGAGAAACGGUAAGACCAUCGCCGCUCCCGACUUUGUGGCUCUCUUCAACAUCAAACACACGGGCCCCGCGCGCCUGGACGCGCGGUCGUGCAGCGCGCUGAUGCCAGACGUGCUCGCAGGCAAAGACGAAGUGGACAUUGCCGAGACCAAGACGUUUGCUGCCCAGAUAAAGAAACUGCAGGACGUGUUCGUGGCGUUCGACAGGGACGGCUCGGGCGCCAUGUCCUCCUACGAGCUGGGCCAAGCGCUCGAGAACUCGGGCUUCCGUUUCCGCUGGCGCGUGUACGAGCGAGUGUGGGAGCGUUUCGCCGGCGCCGACCGUGCCCUGGACUUCACCGAGUUUGCCGUCUGCGUUGCCGCGCUCCGCCGGCUCUUCGGGACCUACGAAGCGCAAGCAAAGGCCGGUGGGGACCACUUCCCAGACAUAAACCAGUGGCUCCUCCAGCACGGGGACCUCGAGGGAGGCACGGGAAGAGAGGGCCAUCCGGCGUGACCGGCGGCGGUGGCCGAGCGGAGAGGUGGACGAAGAGCCACGGGCGGAAGGCUAUUUAAAAUAUAAGAGUUUAAAACAUAUAAAUACCUAUAUAACGGGGAUGUAACGACGAAUAUAUUCGCAGAUGCGAUUAAGUUCUAACGAGGAUGUGCACGCCCCCCCGCAAUAUGACCUCGGAUCGUUACUGUCAGAGCUCAGUGAGAUCUGCGAUUCCCCUAGCCGACUGCAAACAACUAAAAACCCACUUCACAGCUAAGUUCGCACGAGCGGUUAUCCGUAGCGCCAGGGUAUUUAAAACAAAAUCUUACAAUGCAGAAUUUUUUUUUUUUGCCCGAACAGACAAUGACGUAGGCGCGGUAAUUUUUGCAGGCUACACCGUAACGAUGCCACGUUUGUAAACGGAAUCCCAUUGCUAUUCCGAGAAGCGGCAAUACAACAGCAGCAACGACGUUCUUCCCUUGAGUGGCUGUUCCCGCCGCAAGUGUGGAGGAGAGAUGCCGUGGGCAGCUGUGUCCGUAUCCUACUGCAGCCGCUUCGGGGUGAUGGAUUCUUGAUUAGUGGCGGCGAUAUGUUAACUACUUCGCCUGAUAUGCAGGAGGUCGUGGGUUUGACCCCCGACCCUUAUGCCUGUAUAUUUUGAGUUUUCAUGUCUCUCCCUCUCUCUCCACGUGGGCGUGUGGAUUUUUC
Messenger RNA from Petromyzon marinus (sea lamprey), 4437 nucleotides. Lineage: Eukaryota; Metazoa; Chordata; Hyperoartia; Petromyzontiformes; Petromyzontidae. The record is from RefSeq and is a predicted model, not a curated record.